This is a messenger RNA of Kockovaella imperatae, 1244 nucleotides long. Its product is annotated as ubiquitin-related domain-containing protein. Gene Ontology annotation, molecular function: ubiquitin binding. Gene Ontology annotation, biological process: proteasome-mediated ubiquitin-dependent protein catabolic process; Golgi organization; autophagosome assembly. The coding region runs from base 74 to 1231 and encodes 385 amino acids. Gene Ontology annotation, cellular component: cytosol; nucleus. NCBI's taxonomy places the organism in Eukaryota, Fungi, Basidiomycota, Tremellomycetes, Tremellales, Cuniculitremaceae. The record is from RefSeq and is a predicted model, not a curated record. The transcript is spliced from 7 exons.
CACGUGGCAAAUUCGCUGACGACGGGUUUCAACUGCAUUGUCAUUUCUAGCGUCUCGACUUUAGCAUAACACAAUGUCCGACUCAGGCGGUGAUCAACCUUCCGGAGGCCCACGAACGCUAGACGGCCGACCGGCUGAAGCUUUGCCCGAGGGAUGGGGUCAGCCUGCGCGGAAAUCCGGAGCAGGCGCCUCAAGCACUGCUCGAACUGGAGGCAUCGCGACGUUGUUCAAUACCGGGAUCUCUGGCAAUCGACCAACUCCUGCUGAAGAUAGUGAUGACGAAGACGAUGGUCGACGUCGAGCGGAGGAGCUCUUUGCAGGUGGCGAAAGGAGUGGCUUGGCGGUGACGAAUCCUGAUCAACCGGGCGACCGUUCCAACGACGUGGUGAAGAACAUUCUCAAGCAGGCGAAAGAGGGCGGAGUUCACGAAACCAAAGCAAAGGAACGAAAGCCAUUUACAGGUUCUGGCAAUCGACUCGGGUCAGAAGAUGAUCCUGAGCCUGAACAGCCUGAACAGCCUGAACCGCCUCAAAGUGGAUCUUCCGGGAUGAGCGGUCUCCUCGCAGGCAUGUUUGGUCGUGGCGCUGGCGGACCUCCACCUCCGCCUGACGACGAUGACGACGAGGAAGAGACUCAAGUUCGUCGCUUGACGUUUUGGAGCGAUGGAUUUUCGAUUGAAGAUGGACCUCUGCUCCCUUACGAUACGCCAGAGAAUAAAGAUCUGCUCGCCGCUAUACAAGCUGGUCGAGCACCUCCUUCCGUCUUCAAUGUUGGAUGGAACCAACCUCUUCGCGUGGAAGUGGCCAAUCGGCAAAACACACCGUAUCAGGCCCCACCCAAGAAGCCCAUGCAGGCUUUCUCAGGCGGUGGCCAGCGUCUCGGAUCGCCCGCACCAGAAGUCGUCAGUGGAGCAACGACUCCAAACGUGCCAGGUGGCUUGGGCUCAGGCGCCACAUCGAAUUCAUCGACGCAGGCCCCAAGCUUUUCCUUGGACUCGUCAAAGCCUACCACUAGCGUUCAAGUGCGCCUUGCAGACGGUACAAGGCUCGUAGCCAAGGUGAAUCUCACCCACACGGUGGCGGAUCUGCGAAGCUUUGUCGCAGCCGCUCGACCUGACGCCCGCCCGUUCAUUCUUCAAACAACGUUUCCUUCGAAGGAACUCUCAGACCAUGCCCAGACGGUGGAAGAAGCCAAGCUGCAGAAUGCUGUGGUCGUACAGCGAUUCACGUAGAGAUCACAAAUGU